Gamsiella multidivaricata is the source of this 3584-nucleotide messenger RNA. RefSeq lists its product as uncharacterized. Lineage: Eukaryota; Fungi; Mortierellomycota; Mortierellomycetes; Mortierellales; Mortierellaceae. The transcript is spliced from 2 exons. Bases 169 to 3480 code for a protein of 1103 amino acids. The record is from RefSeq and is a predicted model, not a curated record.
GGGGUUCUUGGUCCAUGAUGAGAUUUAUAUCCACACGCUGUCUCCUUUAUCUUUUCCACCUCUCCUUCUUUCUUUUCCUUUGCCACAACUUUCUACUUGCACAAACACACGCACACCCCUGUCCCACUGUUAUUAGAUCUUCCUGUCCAUCCAUUACGAACGGCGCCAAUGUCUUUUACAACCGCUCAGGCGCACGAGCACGCCGUCUGGCUGAGCCAGCAGUACUCGCCUUGGUGUUUGCUACACAUGCUGCUCAAAAACCACAGCGAACUCUUCUCGACCGCACUCCUCGAGGAACUCCUCCCGCCCCACACACCCUAUCUGCCGAUAUCGUUUACUUCGCCUGCAUCACCCUCUACUUGCUCUUCUCCUUCGUCGUUAUCUUCUACUUCAUUUUCUCCCUCGGCCUCUUCUUCCAUUGCUUCACGGUCACACUCAAGUACAUUUGCACAGUCCACACAGUUCGCCCAACAGCAAGACCAAGAGAGCCCAAACCCGUCGUCAGCCCUGCGCCCAAAGGCUUACCUCUCGAGGUACCUGGUGCAGCGAUUACAUUUUGGAUACUAUGGCAACCGCAGCACUCUUCCCGAAUCUGCUGUCCGAUACCUGACUGCAAGGGCUCGUCUAGAGUUUGGAUAUUUUAUUAUCCGUGGGCGUGCGUUCUGGCAUGUGCUGCCUGAAGAUUUGGAAGAGCAUCAGGAUAUAGAUGCGCAGGACCCUGCAGGUUUUGAGGGGAAUGGGCAGGAAGCAAAACCAGGGGCCAAGGCUGAAGGACUGCAGGACCAGCACAGUCGACGAGCAAGAGCGCAGCAACGCCCACAUCGACAACGGCCACAACAGGGUCAGCAGAUGCAAGCGCAGGUCGACGAUAACGAUCCUGGUGGCAACAAGGACGAGGAUCCAAACGCAUUAGUAUUUUCAGAGACAUCGGCCAUCAUCGGAAGAAGGCGGGGCGGAGCUGGAGCGGCUGGCAGGGCCAGGUUGAACAGUCAGGAAGAACAGCGCGAGAGGAUCGUCAACGGAAAUCAACGGUGUGAGGAACGGGAAGAGCAAUUGCUUAUGGCAGAGGCUGUCAGAUACCUCGAGCGGCAGCACUCCAAGCUGAUAGUUGAUCUCCUGGUGGACUUAACGCAAGUCCCAUUGAAGCCACCCUUCUCACCAAACCCAGACCUGAGCACGGCAGCGACAUCAACUGAACUUUCCGAACGGCAGGUUGCGGCAAUUUACUGGAGGCGAGUCGCUUUGACUAAACUGAUCGAUUCACAAGCAGAAAUGGAUACCGAUAUACUGGCUAGGAUACCCUCUUCGCCGUUUCUAAAUCGACGUGCAGAUUGCUUUUGGAUGGACCGCUUACAGCGCCCACCAACAGUGUCCAUGACACUGAAGGAUUUAAAGACGCAGUCCCAGCCGCAUGGCGGUAUGCGAAUGGUUCAAGACGACGCUCGUCUCUUUCAAAUCGCAUCGGGUGUCUUUGACGGACUUGCAAUGCAUCCGAAAAAGUGGGGGAGAUCUGUACGCAGCAUCAUCGAUGGUCCUCGCCUGUACUCGCCCAGUAUUGUUGAAAGUCUCGUUGUCGAAUACGGAUAUAUGCCCUUGCCCGAAGACGAUGCUGAUCGCAAAAUGCACUACAAGGGCGGUUGCAGGGCGAUGACGGGAGAGCCAGAUGUAUUUCCGAGCGAUGGGUCGCAUGUUAUCAAUAGGCAGGGGCUGAAGGGCCAGGGUACCUCAAUCUGGUACUUCUAUAACCUGCAGCACACUGAAGUCAUGGUAGCAUUUCUGAUGCACCGGGCCCCAGUUGUAUUGGAUUGGUUGUUUGAGCAGGGGUUUGAACUUAAGCCUCGAUCAGGCCUGAGAUGUCCGGGUAUCUCACGGGUAUUGCUCUUGCAGUGCUGUAUCCCUGGAUGCCACGCAAUGGUCCGACAUGUUUAUCAGCAAUCUACAGCCUCGCCGGUCAUGUCAUCCUCUGUGGCCGUUAGGACAAUGAAGACGGAGCUAUUAGGCUAUGGCAACAAACCCAAGCGUAUCGAGUUUCGGCAGGAAGACUUUGCUGAGGUUCUUAAGGGAGUUCCGCUGUCGCAUUUGCGCGAGACGUUGGAUAUCAUGAGGGAUCUCGGGAUGGAGAGCUACAUAGUGCAGAAUCGGCUGAUGGAGCAGCUCCAGAUCCCCGGGGGGCCGGCGCCAGUGGAUGUGGAGAAGGUCAAACUGACCGUUCUGUUUGCCAAUUGCGUCCAGAACUUUAAAUCAUCCGCUUCUGAUACUAUGCUGGCAGCGACCGAUAUAGUCAACCUCGCACUUCAGCAGUCGUUUGAAAUCCAAAUGGACUCUUCAGGGGUGUUCGACCGGGAGUGGAAACACACGUUCGAGGACACACUCUUGAGCCUCCGACGGGAGCGUUUGAUCGUCCAUUCUCACGUAUCAGCUUGGAUUCAGGAGUCGUUGGAUCCCGCACAGGCAGCUUUUCGGAUUUGUUUCGACCACGUUAUAUUGGACACACUGCUCGGGAUCACGGAGUGGAACGUGGCGCAAGUCAAACGAUUGCAAAAGUGGACCAGGCUUCAAGAAAGAGAGGCGCGUAUGAAGAGCACCAGAACUGGUCGCCAGUGGGAACAGAUCAAGAGGCGACUGGUGUUCGUGCAAGACAAGGAUGUUGAUGGCAAAGACGAUCUGAUGCGGAGUGUUGGAGAGCAAAGGAGGAUCGGACUGAACAUUGAAUGGACAACGAAUGACCAGAUUACAAUGCUACCCUCAGGUAUUGUCGCCAGCCUGCCAAAGGGCAGUGAGAUGGUCAGGAUCAGCGAUGACGGCUAUCUGCUGCUGGAUAAUGGAUGUUUGGCCCAGGGUCUAUUGCUUUGCAACCAACUCGUAGAGGGAGAUGCCGUCCUGGACACGAAUAGCAGGGUGGACGAGUUCUUGCGAAAGGGCGCCAAUGUGGAAGAGAAGCACUGGAUCUGGCUGGCUAUGGGACUGGUGACCGUGUCACUGCAAGGUCCACGGGUGGCCGAGAUUCCACUCUCUGAAUCUUCAGCUGCUGGCAAUCGCUCGAUCCGCAUCAAGAUGGCAUGUUCGCCCGAGGCAUAUCAGCUUGUAUGGUUGCUUGCACUGACAUUUGUGCGACAGUCGGCAUUCUCGGAGGAGGAUAUGGCUGCUUAUGAAGCAAGUGCGAAAGAGGACUUGGAUGCAAUGGAUCAAGGCAGCGACUACCAUCCUGGCCAUGGAAACCCCUUGUCGCCCCCCCAUCGAUCGCCAUCGUCAGCGUUAGUGUCGGGAUCAGUUUCGCCGCCACUAUCUCCGGUCCCUCUUUCGUCAUGCGGUGCCAGGGUCCGUGCACUGCAGAGACAUCUUUAUAGCCGUUUGGGGGUUGAUGCCUGGCUGCUGAUCGACAUCCUGACGGAGAUCGAAAGCGAGAUAGAGGAGCAGCUCGCGUACGAGCGUGAGCUCGACAGGCAGCCUGAUGCGGCCGAUCGGAGCUAUGGCGAAUGAAGAGAGGUCCUCGACAAAAUAGUCUUUAUUCUCCAUACUCCAUCCAUAAAAAAUGGUGCUACCUAAAUAUCUCCUCGAUAAAAAUUUAAAGCAUGGAGCAUGGA